Humulus lupulus (European hop) is the source of this 1881-nucleotide messenger RNA. RefSeq lists its product as uncharacterized. Lineage: Eukaryota; Viridiplantae; Streptophyta; Magnoliopsida; Rosales; Cannabaceae. The transcript is spliced from 5 exons. The record is from RefSeq and is a predicted model, not a curated record. The coding region runs from base 1 to 1881 and encodes 626 amino acids.
AUGCUUAAUAACAGACCGCAAGGGAAUUUGCCUAGCAAUACUGUGGUAAAUCCUAAGGAGAACUGUCAAGCAAUUUUGUUGAGGAGUGGUAAGCAAGUGGAGCAGCCAAGUGUACAAAAGUCAGUAGUUCAGAAUGAAGAGUUGGGUGAGAAAUAUGAUACAAAUGAGAAAGGGGUUACUGAAGACCACCAGAGUUCAGAAAAGUGUCCUCCAUUUGUUGAUGACCAGCCAGUUCGAGUUCCAUAUCCUCAAAGGCUUAGAAAAACUACACUAGAUAAACAAUUUUCUAAGUUUUUAGAGAGGAAGAUGGAAGAUUAUGAGACGGUGGCACUCACUGAAGAGUGUAGUGCAAUAUUGCAGAGGAAGUUGCCCCAAAAGUUGAGAGAUCCGGGGAACUUUACUAUACCUUGUACAAUGGGGAAGUUUGAGUGUAAGCAUGCUUUGUGUGAUUUGGGGGCGAGUAUAAAUCUGAUGCCUUUGUUUGUAUUCAGAAGACUUGGUUUGGGGGAGGCUAGUCCUACUACAGUCACAUUACAGCUAGAAGAUCGUUCAAUUAAACAUCCUAGGGGAAUCAUAGAGGAUGUUCUUGUUAAAGUGGACAAAUUCAUCUUUCCAGCAGACUUCAUAGUAUUGGAUAUGGAAGAAGAUGAAAAUAUCCCAAUUAUUCUGGGAAGACCAUUUUUAGCUACUGGGCAGGCUCUAAUUGAUGUGCAGAAAGAGAAAGCAGUGGCAGAAAUUAACCUCACAGAGGAUUCACUUCAGAAAUGUUUGACGACUGAUGAUAUAGAUUAUGAGUUAGACAGAGAGAAUGAGACUUUACUAGUCACUGUGUCUUCUUCUCUUUCUACUGAGGAAAUGGAAAAAUUGUUAAGGUUUUUUAGAACCCAUAAGUUGGCAAUUGGAUGGACGUUGGCAGAUAUUCAGGGAAUAAGUCCAUCCACAGUUAUGCACAAGAUCUUGAUGGAAGAUGAUAGUAAGCCCUCCAUUGAAGCACAACGUCGAUUGAAUCCAGCAAUGAAAGAGGUGGUAAGGAAGGAGAUCUUGAAGUGGUUAUAUGCUGGGGUGAUCUAUCCCAUUUUAGAUAGUAGUUGGGUCAGUCCAGUUCAGAUGUUAGAUAGGUUGGCUGGACACCAAUAUUACUAUUUUCUGGAUGGCUAUUCAGGGUACCAUCAAAUAGCCAUUGCUCUUGAGGAUCAAGAGAAGACGACUUUCACCUGUCCAUAUGGUACAUUUGCAUUUCGUCGUAUGCCUUUUGGUCUGUACAAUGCUCCAGCCACUUUUCAAAGGUGUAUGAUGGCUAUUUUUUCUGAUAGAGUGGAACGAAGCAUUGAGAAUUUUAUGGAUGAUUUUUCUGUAAUGGGGUCUUCUUUUGACGAUUGUUUAUUGAACUUGGAGGCUGUGCUGAGAAGAUGUGAAGAGGCGAAUUUGGUCUUGAAUUGGGAAAAAUGUCAUUUCAUGGUAAAUGAAGGCAUAGUACUUGGACACAAGGUGUCUAAGAAUGGUAUUGAGGUUGACAGAGCUAAAAUUGCUACUAUUGAGAACUUACCGCCUCCAGUUUCAGUGAAAGGGGUGAGAAGUUUCCUUGGUCAUGCGGGGUUCUACAGAAGAUUUAUAAAGGACAUCUCCAAGAUUUCUAAGCCACUCUCGGCAUUGUUGAUGAAUGGGGUGCCAUUUGAGUUCGAUGAGAAGUGUCUUGAAGCUUUCAGGACACUAAAGCAGAAAUUGGUGUCAACACUUAUAGUAAUUUCACCAAAUUGGGAGCUACCAUUUGAGUUAAUGUGUGAUGCAAGUGAUUUUGUAGUAGGUGCAGUUCUGGGGCAGCAUGUUAACAAAGUAUUUCAGACUAUUUAUUAUGCCAGCAGAACACUCAAUGGUGCUUAG